This is a messenger RNA of Halichondria panicea, 1778 nucleotides long. Its product is annotated as protein misato homolog 1-like. Gene Ontology annotation, biological process: mitochondrion organization. The transcript has 12 exons. The record is from RefSeq and is a predicted model, not a curated record. NCBI's taxonomy places the organism in Eukaryota, Metazoa, Porifera, Demospongiae, Suberitida, Halichondriidae. Bases 45 to 1673 code for a protein of 542 amino acids. Gene Ontology annotation, cellular component: cytoplasm; mitochondrion.
UUGGAAUCAUGCUUUGAUUAAUAGCCGCCUCAAACCCCCCAAAAAUGUCUGAAGUGAUCACCAUUCAGUGUGGACACUAUUCCAACUUCAUUGGCACACACCUGUGGAACCUGCAGGAGUCCUCUUUUGAGUACGAUCUUGCAUCACAAGAACCUCGUGAGAUUAUUACAGAUGUCACCUUCAGAGAGGGUCGUACACUAAGAGGAGAGCACACAUACACUCCUCGUCUGAUUGCACUGGACCUCCCAGGGAGUCUGAGCACUCUGAGGGAGGAGGGGAUGCUCUAUCAGCCGGCAGCUGGUAGUCAAGGCAACAGCCAGUGGUCAGGGGGUGUGGUCAAGGAGGUGAGGGAGGGUGCUGUGAAGAAUGAGUUCCUCUCUCACUUGGAGGAGGUGGAGGCUGGACAAAGAGCCAUCAAGGAAGUGGACGACGGACAGUACGACUUGAGCUCCAAUGUGGAGGUGUGGUCAGAUUUCCUGAGACUCCACCUACAUCCCAACUCCCUCCUCAUGGUGCCAGGACACUCUCACCCGGAAUCUGAGGGUGGGUUUGACACCUACCCAGCUGGUCUCAAUGUCUGGGAGGACAAAACAUUCCGUGAUUCAUUUGAGGACAAGCUUCACUUCUUCUCCGAGGAGUGUGAUCACUUGCAGGGCUUCCAACUCCUGGUGGACUGGGACGGAGGAUUUGGGGGUGUGGCUAGUGGCAUCGCCAUGGAGAUAGCGGAUGAGUACUCUAGUAAGGGUCUCUUUACUCUCCUAGCGUCUCCACUCACACAGCCACUGGACAAACUGCCCAAGUUUCGUCCAUUGCUACUCAAUCACUGUCUAAGUCUGAGUGCCCUGUGUGAGCACUCCUCUCUGGUGUGCCCCCUCUCACAGCUGGAGAACAGCUUGAGGACCCCCCAAAGCAGUGGGACCCUCUGUAGACGAAUGCCUCAGCUAAGAUAUGAGCCGUCACUAGCUUACCACAGCUCCUGUCUGUUUGGCACUGGUCUGGACACACUCUCCCUCCUCUAUCGUACAGAGCAAAGCCCCACCUCCCUAUCAUCGCUAUCCGCUGCACUAGCACAACGUGGCAGAAAAGUGUGUUCUAUGUCCCUCUCUCUCCCACUCUCCCUGCCGUCCGGGACAGCUGUCCUUACAGAGCUAGACCACACCCCUUUACAUGCUAGGCUCCACCCACUCACACCAUUCUGUAAUCAAGUCGACAACAGAGUUUGGUCGCAAGCAAUUGCUCUGAGGGGAAUACCCUCAAACUACCAAUUGUGUCCGAAAGAGGACCCUCGUUACCUUGACACCCAUCGCCAUGCCUCCCACACUCUGGCACACCACCUCUCACAGUACCUCCCCUCUGACGUGAGCACACAGCUAUGCAUUGUGGGGAGACCCCUGCUAAUCAAACCACCGUAUCCACGUAUACUAUCUGAAGAGUACCACAAGAAUCAACAAGCUCCGGUAUGUGCAUCUCUCCAAUCUGACCCGAACCUCCAUCAGUUGCUCUCCACUUUAACCUCUGAACUCUGCUCCACCAAUGUAACACGCUACUCCGCCUACUCUACCACCUGUCUGGACGAGGACAGUCGCCUUGAGUUGACCUCUGACCUCUCCACCCUGACGGACUGUUACAGAACUAGAAUGAACCCUGAUAGUGGAUCUACUGAUUCUGACUAGCUGUAUAAUUGUUACACAUUGUCUUGUUUUCCAAACAAUCUUUGUAAAAAUUAAUUGCAAUCAAAAUAUUUUAUUGCCUACAAGGAUUUGUCAACAUCAAUGAAA